Molecule: messenger RNA, 2113 nt
Organism: Heteronotia binoei (common prickly gecko)
Lineage: Eukaryota; Metazoa; Chordata; Lepidosauria; Squamata; Gekkonidae
Gene: PRKAB1
Product: protein kinase AMP-activated non-catalytic subunit beta 1
Exons: 8
Coding region: 36-845 (269 amino acids)
Biological process (GO): signal transduction
Cellular component (GO): nucleotide-activated protein kinase complex; cytoplasm; nucleus
Molecular function (GO): protein kinase binding
Source: RefSeq, a predicted model, not a curated record
GCUUUUUAAGUUGCCUUUCUCUUCAGAACCUUAAAAUGGGCAACACAAGCAGUGAACGUGCUGGAGUGGAGCGCCAAGGGGGGCACAAGACUCCUCGGAGGGACAGCUCUGGAAAGGAAGGGGACAGGCCUAAGAUCUUGAUGGACAGCCCUGAAGAUGCCGACUUGUUUCAUGGGGAGGAAAUCAAGGCUCCCCUGGAGAAAGAUGAGUUCCUGGCUUGGCAGCAUGACGUGGAAGUGAACAAUAAAGCUCCUACUCAAGCCCGGCCGACUGUCUUCCGCUGGACUGGAGGAGGCAAAGAGGUUUACUUAUCAGGCUCAUUUAACAACUGGAACAAACUUCCACUUACACGGAGCCACAAUAAUUUUGUAGCCAUCCUAGACCUCCCAGAAGGUGAGCACCAAUACAAAUUCUACGUGGAUGGUCAGUGGACACAUGAUCCUUCAGAGCCUGUAGUUACUAGCCAGCUGGGGACUCUCAACAAUGUUAUUCAGGUGAAGAAAACAGAUUUUGAAGUGUUUGAUGCUUUAAUGGUGGACUCCCAAAAGUGCUCUGACAUAUCCGAGCUAUCAAGUUCACCCCCUGGGCCCUAUCACCAGGAACCCUACAUCUGUAAGCCAGAGGAGCGCUUCAAGUCUCCACCCAUUCUUCCUCCACAUCUGCUGCAAGUUAUCCUAAACAAAGACACAGGCAUAUCAUGUGAUCCAGCUCUGCUUCCGGAGCCUAACCACGUCAUGUUGAAUCACCUGUAUGCACUGUCCAUCAAGGAUGGGGUGAUGGUGCUCAGUGCCACCCACCGUUACAAGAAGAAAUAUGUGACUACUUUGUUAUAUAAGCCCAUAUGAAGCAGUACUGGGCUGCCUAGUCUGUGGAGUAGCAGAGGGAACAAACCAAAAAACGAACAAACCCAAAGACUAUCCACUUUGGUGAAGCAGUAGCAGACUUGUUCUCAAAUCAUACCAGUUUUUUUUAGUUCAGAUCUAAUGCAUAGUUGCCUUGCUCUCUUCUUCCUACUGUGGACGUUCUUCUAAUCAACAAACAGGCCUGUGCUGACCUGCCAAUGGAAUUUAAAAAAUGGACCACGGCCCCCAAUUGCUUGUAUCUCAAAGGAAAGAGAAAUUAUGCGGAAGCUGCUGAGAACAUUUUGUUUAGAGUAUUGGGGGAGGGUGGAGCCUUCAUCUGAAUAGAUCACUUAGAACACCUCUGCUAGUUUUAAGGGAUGGUCAUUUGUGUACCUUGCUCAUGAAUGUAGAAGCUCCAAAAGCAUUUCCACUGGUUCAUUCUUCAGUAAGUGUAUGAGAGAAGCCUUUUCUGUUAAAAUCAUUUGGGUCAGAUUCAGAUGCAUUCCCCUGUUCUGCUCUGUCCCCCAGAUAGUUGCCUUUCUUGUCCACAUCUUGGCCAAGCUUCAAAGUGUUGGCAAAGACAAUGGGCUUCUGUUAUGUUUUCCAGUAAGUGCUGUGAGGCAACCAGUUAAUCUUAUGAUUUAUUGUAACAGCACUGACAGCUCUAAGUUGGUGUGUCUGAUUUUCUAAUAGCAGCACUUAUCAUGUCAGAUGGAAGGGUUCCAAGUUACUGCAGAUGUCUGGGACCAACCCCACUACAAGCCCCCCCCCCUUUCCACUUAGACUAUUAAUCAUGCAUGCAUUCCCAAGCCAUGCUGUGUGCAGUCCAUCUCUUUUCCAAAGAUUGCCACCUGCAGAGAUGGUUCUGCUGUAUUCCAGGGGAGACUCUCUCCCCUAAAAAUGGUUUUCUUUUGCUGCAGUACUUGGCAGAGAACUGCUCAAAGGACCACUCCAGCCAGAAGUGAAAAACAGAAAGGAACCCCGGCCUACCUCUUUUCUAAUGCCAGUGAGUGAGUGUGCCAGGGUCAAGAUGCAGAUACUUCCAAGCCUGCUAAGGAGCUGGCUUGUGCCUUUUAGCGAAGUGAGCCCAUGUGAUGUCAUAAUUCCCUAGCAGCUCUUUGAUCCUGGACAGAUGUGUUUUGCUUUAAUGGGUCUAUGGCUUAUGUAUACACACUCCAGUAUUGCUGCAGGGAACUGUAUUUCACGUCCACUUGUUUUCUGUUCUAGUAUUAGUCCUUUCCAGAAUUGUUAACAAUAAAGCAUUUGUGGUA